Molecule: messenger RNA, 3405 nt
Organism: Coprinopsis cinerea okayama7#130
Lineage: Eukaryota; Fungi; Basidiomycota; Agaricomycetes; Agaricales; Psathyrellaceae
Product: phosphatidylserine decarboxylase proenzyme 2
Exons: 11
Coding region: 1-3405 (1134 amino acids)
Biological process (GO): phospholipid biosynthetic process
Molecular function (GO): phosphatidylserine decarboxylase activity; calcium ion binding
Source: RefSeq, a predicted model, not a curated record
AUGGAUCUCUCCACUCGACAUUACAACGACGGCCUGCUCUUCGCAUUUCUACCAACCUCCUACGACGACACCAUUCUCCACCACCUCGGCUUUCAUUUUCCGCACCCUACCCUACUCCCUUACCACCUCCACCACCCCCAUCAUCAUCGACGACACCAAAACCAGACCGAGGGCGUAGGCACGAUCCGCAGCACCCACGGCGGGCCCGCACCCCUCUUCGAAGACGACGGCGGCCUCUCGUCCGAGUCCGAGGCCGAGGGGGACGACGACGACGAUAACGACGACGACGACGAAGACGAAGAUAACGACCUUGACGGGGACGAGGACGGAGGUUCAGGUUUGAUGUUGGGCGCUGGGCAUCCCGUGAGCGAGUUGGUGCUUGAGCCGGAGAGUUUGGUUACGCUGCCUAGUGGGGAGAAGGCUCAAGGGCAAGGUGCUGCUGGUGUUGGUGCGGGUGUUGGAGGGGAUAGGGAUGGGGAUCCUGGUACCGCGAAGCCUCCCGGUGUAGAGGAUGUGAAGACGCCCACGCCGAUGAGCAUGAGCAUCACCGAGACGCCUACCAUCGUCCCCUCCACCACCGCUCCUACGCCGCAAGUGGCAGCGCCGACCCCCAAGGUGUCGACGGGGUUCAUACCCAAGAUGAAAGCCUUCCCGAGGAAGUUGAGUUCCAAGUCCGCGUCGUCCAUGUCGGGUACUUCGACGCCUCCUACCACUCUCUCCACCGCGGCUAGCUCGGGUUCUGUCCUCCCUACGUUGGCUACGACCCCGAAUCGCUCUGAAACGUCUUCGCCUGCUGUAUCCGAGGGUGUCGGCGUCGGCGCUGAAGGAGCCAAGGGCGUCGGUGUUGGUGUUGGUGUUGGUGUUGCUGCUGAAGGAGGUGCGAAGGACAAGAAAGGAAGCAAGGCGACUAAAGAGGGGAAGAAAGGCAAAGGCAAAGGGGCCAAGAAAGGCAAGAAGAGGCGUGGAGAGUAUAAAUUGGAUCACGCGAAUGAUAUUUUGGGGAUUGUUAUGCUUGAAAUUCAGGGGGCGGAGGAUUUGCCUCGGUUGAGUAAUAGCUGGGACAUGGACCCCUUCGUCGUCAUCUCAUUCGGCAAGAAAGUCUUCCGCACGCGUGUGAUCCGGCACUCGAGGAACCCCGUGUGGGACGAAAAGUUGAUUUUCCAUGUGAGGAGGUAUGAAGCUGGGUUCAAGGUGCACUUCUCCAUCCUCGACUGGGACAAACUCUCCGCCAACGACCACAUCGGCGACGCCUCGUUUGAUGUCAAGCUGCUCAUUGACGAGGCUCCGCAGCCUGAUCCGGAGACUGGGUUGUACCCGCCUGAGGAGGAUGGGAGUAAGCACCCGAUGAAGGAUAUGAAGCUCAAGUUGGAGGUGCCGAAGAGUGGGUGGGGGGAGAAGUUUAGUCCUAGUAUUAGUGUCAGAGCGAAGUACCAACCCUACGCCGCGCUCCGCCAACGUUUCUGGCGACAGUACCUCAAGCAGUACGACACGGACGACACGAAUACGAUGUCUCAUCUCGAGUUGACGUCCAUGCUUGACUCGCUCGGGUCGACGUUGACGGCUGAUACGAUCCAGGGGUGGUUCGAGCAAUUCGGGAAGGACGUUCAAACCGGCGAGCUGACGUUUGAAGAAGCCAUCAUGGCGCUUGAAGCCGAGCUUGGUAAAGAGGAGAGCGAGAAGCGCAAGGUGGACGCUACGAGUGGUGGUGGGGUGGGGCUUAAGGAUAAGGAUGAGGUGGGAUCGAGCUCGGCUACGCCUGUCGUACUCCAAGGGCUUGAUGCGCAGGGUCGGGAGAUUAGGCUGGAGGAGUUGGACUUUAGCGGGCAGCCGCGUGUGCAGAGGGAGGAAAGCUCUGGAUCGACUUCGGAUGUGAGCGGUGCGGGAGUAGGUGUGGGUGUUGUGCCGCCUGCGCCUGUCCCGACUGCGCCGUUGCAGCAGCCUUUGACGGAGGUCGUAGCUGAAGGCGAGAAGACUGCUAGCGGUGUUGAGGCGAAGGAGGAGGAGGAAGAAGAGGAUGGGUCGACGACUGCUGCUCCUACCGCCACCGCAACAGCGACAUCCACCACCUCGAAGAAGAAAAAGUUGCGCUUUGGGAGGAAGAAGACGCAGACGCUUCCUUCAGGGGGUCUGAACACGCCUGGGACGGUGUCGGGUGAUACCUCGGAUGUGUCCACGCCUGGGUCUACUACCUCAUCUUCAUCCUCGUCCUCGAGUUCGAGUGGGUCGGGAGGAGGAGGAGAGCAGGUGGAGAGGGUGAUCAAUGUGAAGAAUUGUCCAAUGUGUCAUCGACCACGUAUGGGGAGUAAGGGUGAGAUGGAUAUUAUUACUCAUUUGGCUAUUUGUGCUAGCCAAGAUUGGAACGCCGUGGAUAAGAUCAUGGUUGGCAAUUUCGUUACUGCUUCCCAGGCGCAGAGGAAGUGGUAUACGAAGGUCUUGAGUAAGGUUUCAAGUGGGAAUUAUAAGUUGGGUGCGAACUCGGCAAACAUUAUCGUUCAGAACCGGAUGACUGGCCAACUCGAGGAAGAGAAGAUGCAGGUGUAUGUCCGUUUGGGCAUUCGGUUGUUGUACAAGGGAGCUUCUAGUCAGAUGGAGGGUGCGCGAGCUCGACGACUCCUGAAAUCCCUUUCGAUUAAGCAAGGUAUCAAGUACGACGAUCCUGCGUCUGCUAAGGAGAUCCCCGGCUUCAUCGAGUUCCACAACUUGAACGUGGAUGAAGUUUUGGAUCCUUUGGAUUCGUUCAAAACGUUCAACGAGUUCUUCUACCGCAAGCUUAAACCCUCCGCUCGACCCGUCGAGUCUCCUGACGACCCCUACCGCCUCGUCUCCGCCGCCGACUGCCGCUUCAUGGCCUUCGAGACUGUCUCCGCUGCUACCAAGAUAUGGAUCAAGGGUCGCGACUUUAGUGUGUCCAAGCUUUUAGGAGAGGAGUAUAAGGCGGAUGUGGAUCGGUACGAUGGAGGCGCGUUGGCGAUUUUCAGGUUGGCGCCACAGGAUUAUCACCGGUUCCAUUCGCCUGUGGAUGGUGUUGUGGGCAAGAUGACGUAUAUUGCGGGGGAGUAUUACACUGUUAAUCCCCAAGCUAUCCGAACGGCACUCGACGUCUACGGCGAGAACGCGAGGAAGAUCGUUCCCUUUGACAGUCCCCAGUUUGGACGCGUCAUGGCUGUAUGUGUGGGUGCGAUGAUGGUGGGUAGUAUCGAGACGACCGUCGAGGAGGGCCAGACCGUCAAGAGGGGCGACGAGUUUGGGUACUUUGCUUUCGGUGGUUCGACGAUUGUGAUACUCUUCGAAAAGGGCGCUGUGGAGUGGGACGAGGAUUUGUUGAUUAAUGGACGGGCGUCGUUGGAGACGCUUGUGAGGGUUGGGAUGGGUAUUGGACGGGGUGAUCCCGCCAAGUUUAAUUGA